AUGAGCACCUUCGAGAGAAAUUCUCGGAGUGGGGUAUGGACUCGUCCUCAAGUCAUGAGGCGCAUCCAGAAGGGUCUUCGAGAAGUCCACACCCUGAGCGUCCAGGACAAGGAUCAGCUGGCAACAGGCCUUAGUUCUGUCUUCGAUGUUUGCGACCCCUUCCGCACCGUAGACGGAAGUUUGGGUUUACGACGUAGACAACGUUAUCCAAGCACUAAGACUGCCAUCACACGCGCAUCUGCCUCUGAGGAAGGCCGUUUCAGUGUAGCUCUCCGCAUUUUUACUUCCGGCCAUCAAACGUCGGCCCAAGCGUUACCAUCGAACAAUGAGUUCGAUAACUUCAAGCAGCGUCUACUCAAUGGAAAGGAUCUUCGCCAUAGAAUGGCUCAGCAAAGGCGAGCGCAGCGCCGCAGAACAGGCGUACCAUCAUUCUAUAUAGCGGAAGGGUCACAUAGGAACCAGUUCCGGCCCAUCUUUUCUGACAAGGCGAGCAUAUUGAAUGGGCGCACAGUUGAUAUCAGUAACUGCCGUCAGCACGAUAGGCCGGGCCUUAAGCAUCCACCACGUCGGAGAAAGGCAAAAAAGAAGCAACAGAAAAAACAAAAGCGGAAGCACAAAGGCAAGAAGCCCCACAGGGCUAAAAAAGAAGGUGCACCAAUUAGGAACUUGAAGGAUGCUACGAAGGUUGAUCACAGCUACAGCAGUAAGCACCCUAUCAAGGCCUUAACAAUUGGGUCCCUUAAGGCCUCCAUGGCAAGGAAAGGCGGACUGGACGCAGAUGAAAGGGAUAGUAUUGCAAGCCAGAUCCGAGGGGCAGUUGUUGUCCUCAACCGACUACGCCGCUAUGCAUACUGGGCGGAUUGCCUUGGACAUUGAGAGGAUCAUGCGGUUACCAGGGGCAGCAAAGUCGAGGAAAAAGGCACUGGACGAGGUCUUGGAUAGCAAUGAUUAUUCCUUCCGUCUCGCCACCCUUCUUUUGAGUGGUCAAGGUGGCCCCAAUUCAGCUUACGCGAGGGCAAAAAAACAA
Messenger RNA from Lobosporangium transversale, 1027 nucleotides. RefSeq lists its product as hypothetical. The coding region runs from base 1 to 876 and encodes 291 amino acids. The record is from RefSeq and is a predicted model, not a curated record. The transcript is spliced from 4 exons. NCBI's taxonomy places the organism in Eukaryota, Fungi, Mortierellomycota, Mortierellomycetes, Mortierellales, Mortierellaceae.